GAGAGAGAGAGAGAGCAAAUACUUCAUAAAAUAUUUAUCAAGUGAGCGAAAAUGAAGGCUAUUGGCACUGAAAUUUGAUGGCAUAGUUUCUGCUUACAACAGCGAAAAUGGACAAAUGUGUGCAAUGAAGGAAAUGAGGGUUAUUUCUGAUGAUCAGAACUCAAAUGAAUGUCUCAAACAGCUGAAUCAGGAGAUAGCAUUGCUUAGUGAACUGUCACAUCCUAAUAUCGUUCAAUAUUAUGGAAGCAAACUGGUGUGGAUAAUCUCUCAGUAUACUUGGAGUUCGUUUCUGGGGGUUCAAUCCAUAAAUUGCAAAGGGAGUAUGGUCCGUUCUCAGAACCGCUAAUACAAAAUUACACCAAGCAGAUUCUUUCAGGGUUAGCUUACUUGCAUGGAAGGAAGACAAUGCACAGGUAUUUGGCAAUUUUAAUAAUUUCAGGUUCUCAUCUUGUUGUAAGUGCUUAGAUUGAUGAGGAAUAAUGUUCACUUGACAGAGACAACAAAGGUGCAAACAUACUGGU
This is a messenger RNA of Populus euphratica (Euphrates poplar), 521 nucleotides long. RefSeq names its product mitogen-activated protein kinase kinase kinase YODA-like. Gene Ontology annotation, biological process: protein phosphorylation; MAPK cascade. The record is from RefSeq and is a predicted model, not a curated record. The transcript has 3 exons. NCBI's taxonomy places the organism in Eukaryota, Viridiplantae, Streptophyta, Magnoliopsida, Malpighiales, Salicaceae. Bases 116 to 346 code for a protein of 76 amino acids. Gene Ontology annotation, cellular component: cytoplasm. Gene Ontology annotation, molecular function: MAP kinase kinase kinase activity.